AUGGGAGAGGAAGUGAGCAAUAAGCAAAUUAUAUUGAAAGACUACGUUAAUGGUUUCGUCAAAGAAUCUGACAUGGUAUUGAAGAGCACCACUAUCAAACUCAAGGUUCCAGAAGAUUCUCCCAAUUCAAUCUUGGUGAAGAAUCUGUAUUUGUCCUGCGACCCUUAUAUGCGAAAUCGGAUGAGCAAAUUGGUGGACAGCUAUGUUGACUCAUUUACUCCUGGCUACCCUAUAUCAGGAUAUGGAGUCGCCAAAGUAGUCGACUCUACACAUCCCAAUUUGAACAAGGGUGACCUAGUUUGGGGAAUAACUGGCUGGGAGGAGUAUAGCCUUAUUAAAUCUCCAGAGACUUUCUUUAAAAUUCAGCAUACAGAUGUGCCUCUCUCCUACUAUGCAGGAAUACUUGGAAUGGCUGGCACAACUGCUUAUUUUGGUUUCUACGAGGUAUGCUCGCCCAAAAAUGGAGAAACUGUCUUUGUUUCUGCUGCAUCUGGAGCUGUUGGUCAACUUGUUGGGCAAUUUGCAAAGUUGUUGGGAUGCUAUGUUGUUGGAAGUGCAGGAAGCAAAGAAAAGGUUGAUCUUUUGAAGAACAAAUUUGGGUUCGAUGAUGCGUUUAACUACAAAGAAGAGCCAGAUUUGAAUGUAGCUUUGAAAAGGUUAUUUCCUGAUGGAAUUGAUAUAUACUUUGAGAAUGUCGGAGGAAAGAUGCUCAAUGCAGUGCUUCUCAACAUGAAACUCCAUGGUCGCAUUGCAGUCUGUGGGAUGAUCUCACAGUACAACCUGGAGCAGCCUGAAGGUGUACACAACUUAUUCUAUCUUGUGUCGAAGCGAAUCCGCAUGGAAGGGUUUCUAGUUUUCGACUAUUAUCACAACUACCCAAAGUUUCUUGAGGCAGUUCUGCCUGUUAUAAAAGAAGGAAAAAUUACGUAUAUAGAAGACAUAGCUGAAGGCCUUGAAAGUGCACCAGCUGCUCUGAUAGGGCUCUUCUCUGGACGCAAUGUUGGGAAGCAGUUGGUGGUGGUCGCUCACGAGUAA
Fraxinus pennsylvanica is the source of this 1035-nucleotide messenger RNA. Lineage: Eukaryota; Viridiplantae; Streptophyta; Magnoliopsida; Lamiales; Oleaceae. The record is from the annotation of a GenBank genome assembly.